This is a messenger RNA of Linnemannia hyalina, 2385 nucleotides long. Lineage: Eukaryota; Fungi; Mortierellomycota; Mortierellomycetes; Mortierellales; Mortierellaceae. The record is from the annotation of a GenBank genome assembly.
AUGAGCUACGAUAUCAACAACAACAAAGACGACAGCAACAACAAACGCCACGACCACGACAAUGACCGCUACGGUGGAUACAGGGGCAACCCCAACUCCAACGGCCAAAUGCGGUACAAGCACAAAGACAAAGGCAACACCUUUGACAGCAACGGCUUGUACAGCAAGGAGAGAGGUUUGUAUGACCCUAUCGCAUACUAUAGAGACCGAUCUUAUUCCGGCAGCAGGGACUCAUGGAACAAUGGCCGUUUCACAAGCGACAGUGACCGCGCUUCGUACGACAGCAGACGCGACUCUUACGGCGGUGCCUGGUAUAACAAGAACAGAGAUCACUCCAGCGCCGACAGUGAUUACCACAUAUACGACAGCAGAGAGAGACACGGCAAUAACCGCAACAGACACGAUAACCCCAGCAGAAGCCCCACCAGAGACAGAGAUACAGGCAGACGCAGAGGAAGCCGAGAGUCGGGUUUGGGCAGGGAUAUAGAAAGGAGCGAGGCUGCAGACAGGGACACUGCCAGUCCACCCAAAAGAAAUAUCCGCACAGACUUUAUCAUCUAUCAAGGCGGUCUCCUUUACUCCGAUCACAACCCAGUCUCCGGUCACCACGCUGCGACAUAUAUCAAGCGCGAAGGGACCUCGCUCAGGUCUCGAUGGGGUGUACCCCCCGUGAACACGUCCCAGACCACCCUCUGCUCCAUCCGUAGCGACGACCUUUCUUCCUCCCUCCAGUCGCCGUUGCCCUCACUGUCACCCACAACUGAUAUGUCAGGGCCGUCCUCCUCAUCCACCCCUGAAACGCGUUUUCACCAGUCGUCCACGAGUCAGUCGCCUCCUCGCCAGUCUGCCGCAAUGAUAUCGAGUGCGAUCCGUUUUUCUACUGCUGCCUCCGUCACGACCGCAACCACCCAAGGCGGAGUCACUAACCACAUUCAGAAAUUGCAAAUGACCACUUACCCUGCCGUCGUUCAAGACCAUCGACAGUUCCAAGAAGUCCAGCCCCAAGCACCACCUCAGGACCGCCGCUCCGAGUUGGUCAGUGCAGCGGCUGUUGCUUACAAAGCCUUGCAGGGGGUCUUGAAUGACUAUAAGCAGCAAACAGGGAAUUCCACUGCAGGCAUCUCAGUCGCCACUCUCUUGGGCAAACGCUCUAUUGGACGCCCGUCUAAAGUGCGAUUGGAGAACGAGAAGACAGCCCUCCUUGGCAUCGAACGCGCAAAGUCAGAGAUGAAAGAGUUGGAGCAGAUGCCAAAGCAGUUGAAUGGAGUCGUCGGCCAGGCCAAGAUUUCCAGUACUCCUCGCAGGACCGAUAUCGACAAAGCUUACACACUUGGACAUACCGCUCAUUUGAGCAUCACGUCCGCCGUCACUAUGAACACUGUUUGCCAUCGUCAAAAUCCAAUGCAAGGUCACCACCAACAGAAGCUCCAACCUUUGCGAGCCUGGGAGACAAUACAGGAGCAGGAGUCUCAACGGCAAGGUCUCCCGCGCAGAAGCAAGCCAGCGAUACAAACCCCCCCUCAACACCUGUCUUGGAAGAUUAUGGCCCCUCCGGCGAACACUUUUCCUCGUAAGGUCACUGAUAGGACAAGCCAGGUCCUUCAUUUGCACGGAGAGGCAAGAAUCGACAAGGACAAGGAGACUCGGGGCGAUGAAAGAGAAGAAGGAUAUCUCGGAUCUCUUGCUCUCAAGUGGAAACACCACAAGAAGGCAGGCGAUACACCGGACGGCCAACUUUCUCCCAAGGAGAGUACGCCUCCUCAACCCGAGACCUGUUCCACGCCAUCUCCAAUCGUUCUGAAGCAAGGAGCACAGUUUAUCAACACGCAACGCGAGUCCAGUCAUGCGGAGGAGAUCGUUCAAGUGCAACCCACCGACGGUUCUGAGACGAGUAUGUGCUCCAGUACCAACAAGACCACUUCUGCAACGUUUUCAGGGUCGAUUCAGUCAAAAGGGUCUCCUGCAAAGAAUGGCCUUGCUCAAGACAGUGCUGCCAGCAUCGACCAUCGCCCUUCGGCAGUGAAGUGCAACUCGUCAAUUCCUCCGAGCAAGCCGCGCCGGCGCGUGACCUUUGCCGAUUUGAAGGUUGACGAUGAAUCUGGCAUUCGCGAGCUUGACGCGACGGCCAUCGCAGAACCGACUACUACCACGGGACCGACGCUUGAUUCGGAUGAGAAAGAGAGCGCGGAUGCAAUUGCCACCGAACUAUCAACAGAUAUGGAGACGGUUAACUGCGACGAACAAGCGCCACAUGGCAUUGCCGCCACGCAAGAAUCUUCACAAACGCCAGCAUCAGAUGCAAAUAGUCCUACCGCGAGUAUCGCUCACAGACAAACAGACGAUGAAGUACCCAGGAACCAGGCCAUUGGUAAUGCGUACUUUUAA